AUGGAGCCGCUGUACUGCAAGGUGGUCCUGCUUGGGGACAGCAAGGUCGGAAAGACAUGCCUACAAUACAGUUUUGCGAAUGGACUCGAGUACUUGGCAAGGCAUCGGGACUACCACAGGGCCGCCGUAGAGAACUAUGAGUUGCUUCUUCCCAUCAAUGACAGAGAUAGCGGGGCAGACGGUCCGCUAGCCGUGAGGUUAGCUCUCUGGGAUAUCGUCGGGUGGGAGGACUUCGAUGAGCGUCGUCGCAUGUGCUACCUCAACGGUGUGGCACCUGUUGAUGGAGCUGGGGACGGUGAUGAACACGCAGGUGUCUGUGAGCCAAAGGCCCUGUCGUCGCUACUGCAGUGUGAUGUUUCAGUUUUUAUUUUGUGCUUUGCGUGGGAUAACCCACACAGCCUUACAAACGUGCAGAUGCGUUGGUACCGCGAACUUCGUCGAGUGCAGCAGGCAGCGGCAUUUCUGAGAAAUGGCAACCACUGCAGACCAUUCAGUGUAGUUCUGUGUGGCACCAAGUUUGACCUGAGGGUCGAGGCGGACAGGCGCGGCAUCACUGAGGGAACGGUAACGUGGGAGCUGGCGCACACUGUGCAGCAGGGCAUUAACGCUGAUGCGUUAGUGGUAUGCAGUGCCAAGACAGGCUUCGGAGUUCGAGACGUGUUCCACACCGCCAUGUUGUUGUGGCUUCAGAACCAGCCAGCGUACAUGAAAGGGCUGACACCCACUCCCUCUCGAGAAGCUUUGACGAUAAAUGACGGGGAUGAAGUUCAUCAUUUACCCAGUAAGCGGCACAUCACAAAACGGUCUUGUCGGCUUUUGUAA
Molecule: messenger RNA, 822 nt
Organism: Trypanosoma rangeli
Lineage: Eukaryota; Euglenozoa; Kinetoplastea; Trypanosomatida; Trypanosomatidae
Product: rho-like GTP binding protein
Exons: 1
Coding region: 1-822 (273 amino acids)
Biological process (GO): small GTPase-mediated signal transduction
Molecular function (GO): GTP binding; GTPase activity
Source: RefSeq, a predicted model, not a curated record